GUGGUCGGAUUCACUAAAAUUUCUCAGCCGGCGCCUGGGAGAGUUGCAAUUAUUUUCUGCUGGUUUCGUUUGGCCUGCGGCAGGAGCAGCGGAGGACAGAGGGAGGGAAAGCGGAGGGGCGAGGAGAGAUGGGGAGCUCGAAUACGGGCGGAGGGGGUGUUAAGGAGGAGGGCGCCAUGGACGGCGCCAAGAACAACUCCCCCACGGGCUCCGACUCCCCGAACGAUGGAGACACCUUCUCGGAGGGCGAGAAGGUCUUCGCCUAUCACGGGCCCCUCAUCUACGAGGCCAAGGUUCAAAAAGUUGAGUUUCGAGACAACGAGUGGAGAUAUUUCGUUCACUAUCUUGGUUGGAACAAGAACUGGGACGAAUGGGUUGGGAGUGAUCGUUUGUUGAAAUUCACUGAAGAAAAUAUCCGCAAGCAACAGGCAUUGGAGAAGAAUCAGCUAUCGGACAAAACUGCUAAGUCAGGACGGUCAACACAGUAUAAGCCAAAAAGCUCUAAUGAUGCAAAAGUCGAUAAAGAGGAUAUGAAGAACCUUGCAGCCAAAGGCAAGAAGCGUAAAAGCCAUCCUGGAACUGAGGAGAAGGACAGAAGAUUACCAGAGAAACUUUUGAUAUCACAAUUUCCUUUGGCCCUUAAGAAGCAGCUGGUUGAUGAUUGGGAGUUUGUAACGCAGCUGGGCAAGCUUGUCAAGCUACCUCGUUCCCCAAAUGUUGAUGAUAUCCUCAAAAAAUACUUAGAAUACCGAACAAAGAAAGAUGGCAUGAUUGCUGAAUCUGUCGCGGAAAUUCUUAAAGGUCUAAGAUGCUAUUUUGACAAGGCAUUGCCUGUGAUGCUUCUCUAUAAAAAGGAGCGGCAACAAUACCGCGAAGCAGUUCGAGAUAAUGCCUCACCUUCAACUGUAUACGGUGCUGAACAUCUAUUACGUCUUUUCGUCAAGCUGCCUGAGUUACUUGCUUAUGUCAACAUGGAGGAGGAGGCUCUUAACAAACUACAGCAGAAGUUGUUCGACUUCCUCAAGUUUCUGCAGAAGAAUCAAAACUCGUUUUUUCUUUCUACAUAUGAUGGUUCCAAAGUCACAGAUGAGUUGGAUAUUAAAUAGGAGAAACUGAAUCAUAGAGUAACAACUGUGUGCUUAGCAAAUGCACCGAUGGGUGUCUAGCCGCCUCUACAUACUGUAUCUACAUAUAAUUUGUUGUUCAUUGGUGUUAAUUGAUGUAUGAUUCCAGAAGAAAACAAAUCAUUUUAGGAGUAUGAGUUUCCAGUAACUACAUAUUUACUUUGCCAUCUUAUUCUAUCGUAUCAGCUGAGUCCUUGAUUUUGGGGCUGUCAUUUUAUUUUCUA
Messenger RNA from Ananas comosus (pineapple), 1348 nucleotides. Its product is annotated as protein MRG1. Gene Ontology annotation, biological process: chromatin organization; regulation of DNA-templated transcription. The transcript has 11 exons. NCBI's taxonomy places the organism in Eukaryota, Viridiplantae, Streptophyta, Magnoliopsida, Poales, Bromeliaceae. The coding region runs from base 129 to 1106 and encodes 325 amino acids. The record is from RefSeq and is a predicted model, not a curated record. Gene Ontology annotation, cellular component: histone acetyltransferase complex; nucleus.